This is a messenger RNA of Mya arenaria, 989 nucleotides long. RefSeq names its product tRNA wybutosine-synthesizing protein 3 homolog. The transcript is spliced from 9 exons. Gene Ontology annotation, molecular function: tRNA methyltransferase activity. The record is from RefSeq and is a predicted model, not a curated record. NCBI's taxonomy places the organism in Eukaryota, Metazoa, Mollusca, Bivalvia, Myida, Myidae. Gene Ontology annotation, cellular component: cytoplasm. The coding region runs from base 230 to 967 and encodes 245 amino acids. Gene Ontology annotation, biological process: tRNA methylation.
UCUGAAUGUGAGGAAGGCAGUUGUUUCCCUUAGUAUUGAGUUGCCCAAUGUUUACAAUAAAUGACAAACAAAUGUGAAAGGUGAUUUUGGACAGCUUCCUUGCCAAGAGUCUGUCAAUACCAAGAAAAUUGAAUACAACUCCUCGGUGUUAAAAUCAGAGCCAAUAGACUAGUCGUCAUUUGUCAAUCAACAAACAGUUGGUCUGCCGGACUUAAACCAGUCUAAAUCCAUGGCGAGUACGUUCGAUAAACAGAAGGCCUCGUGUCUAGCAGGCGUGGACCUAAGCCGGAAGGGCUCUAUUGAUGCCCCUAUUACAGACAUAGUGGCCUUGAUCAACGCCAAUGAUGAUUUCUUUACCACGAGUUCGUGCUCCGGAAGAAUUAUUAUCGUUGAUAACGAUUCAGGAGGAUCGGUCAAAAAGAAGGGAUGCAGGUGGGUUUUAACGUCACAUGAGGCUGUGUCUGUCGACGAAGUGACAGAAAGCCUGAAGACGGUGCAAUGCAAUGCAGUGUUUAAAUUUGAGCCCUUUAUCAUGCAUAUUCAGUGCAGGGGAUUGGAACAUGCCCAGGCUAUGUUGAAUGCCGCCGUCUCUUCUGGGAACCGGAAUUCGGGAAUCAGCGUUGGCAAUAAAGGGAAGUUUAUUACUGCAAUACGGAGCACUCAGUCCCUAGAGGUGCCUCUGACGUCAAAAGGCAGACUGUUGGUUGACGAAAAGUAUCUACAAUUCCUUGUCAGCCUGGCGAAUUCCAAGAUGGUCGAUAACUUGGACCGCAUUCAAAGAUUUUUCACCAAUCUAAAAUCCACGCUAGAAAAUACAUCCAAAUCGAAAGUUGAAGAAGAGAAAGCACCCAAGACAAAGGCAACGCAUGAUUACAGUAAACCUAGAAGAAAAGACGCAGAUCAACAAACGGACAAUUAUGAAGACCUUGUUUGUUGUGCUAUGUUUGAUUGUGAGUUAGAUACCUGAAUAAAUACUGGGGGGUUUUCAA